AGAAAAUGAAAAAUUCGAUUCUUGCAGAGCAAGAAGGGUACGUUGAUUAAUCAAAUUAUCAAUUCAUUUCGUCGAAGGUUCACUUCUCUUUCAAAUUUUUCCGUUCUUCCAUCCUCUCUUCCCCGGAGGAGCAGCGGUUUCACACAAACUCAUCGCCGAUCCUAAUCACUUGUCGGCGCACCGCCGAUUGGUUUCUGGCUUCGGAAUGGGAAGAUACAGUUGGCACAAGCUGUGCCGGCUGCACUUUUUGUCAUCCACGGCUGUGGAAGCCGCCGGAAAUGGAGGAUAUAGCCUCCGUAGAAUCACUACAUUGUCUCCGUCUAAUCUUCCUUACCGCAUUACGCAGAGGUAUACGUCGAUUGGAAGACCUACUGGUGUUGGAAUGGUGGAGAUUCCGUUGCUACAGUGGAGAUGUUUUCAUGCUACAGGAUCCAUUCAUGCUAAGGAACAAAGCUAUUAUGAAGUUCUUGGCGUUCCUCAAAAUGCGAGCAAAGAAGAUAUAAAACGAGCCUUCCGUGUGUUGGCAAAGAAAUACCAUCCUGAUGCAAACAAGAACAACCCUUCUGCACAAAAGAAAUUCUUAGAGAUACGAGAAGCUUAUGAGACCCUGCAAGAUCCUGAGAAGAGAGCACAAUAUGACAUGGGGUUUAGAUCUGACGCUGAUGAUGCAACUGGAUUUCGAUAUGGUGCUAGCAGUGCAGGGAAUUUUAGAUCUUCUUACAAUACUGAUUUCUCAGAUUCAUUUCGGAAAAUAUUCUCCGAGAUAAUCUUUGAAGUGGAGAAUGAUCAAAUUUCCUCUGACAUUCAGGCAGAGGUAGUUCUUUCUUUCUCUGAAGCUGCAAGUGGGUGUACAAAACAACUGUCAUUUGAUGCGCAUAUGGCUUGUGAUUCUUGUGACGGGAGAGGCUAUCCUGCUAAUGCUGAGACAAGACUGUGUCCAACUUGUAGAGGAGUAGGGAAAGUUACUAUACCUCCAUUCACAACGUCAUGCAGUAUGUGUAAAGGGUCAGGACGGAUCAUUAAGGGACACUGCAAGUCUUGCAGAGGAUCUGGGGUAGUUGAGGGCAUUAAAGAAGUGAAAGUUACAAUUCCAGCAGGUGUGGAUUCAGGAGAUACAAUCCGUGUUCCAGCAGCUGGGAAUUUUGGGGGACGAAGAAGUCAACCAGGCAACCUGUUUAUACAUAUAAAGGUGGCCGAUGAUCCACUAUUUACUAGAGACGGAGCCGAUGUUUAUGUGGAUGCUAAUAUUAGUUUUAACCAAGCAAUUCUAGGUGGUGAAAUUGAGGUGCCAACUUUGUCAGGAAAGACGCAAGUACAAAUACCAAGGGGGGUUCAACAUGGACAACUUCUUGUAUUGAGACGCAAAGGACUGCCACGGCAUGGAUUUCUUGUGAACCAUGGAGAUCAAUAUGUGAGAUUUAGAAUCAACCUCCCAACGGAACUAAAUGAAAGACAAAGAGCUAUACUGGAAGAGUUUGCUGUGGAAGAGAUAAAGCACGAAAAUGAUACUUCCACUGAAACAGAUUGCUUCAGCGAUAUUGCUUCUGACUGGAUUAAAGAUCCUGAACUGGACGAGCACAGGCUUUAUCAGCAGCUAUCUACUGGUUGAACUUACAGGUGGCAGCGACUCCUUGAACAUGCCAAUAGUCCUAGAUUCAUGCUCGAGUUUUCGGUCCUCAUUCUAAUCAUGAUACUCCUCGGCAAGACGCUGGGCUGAAGAAAGUCCGCAAGCAAACAUGCCAGGAGGACGAAUUUGCCAUAACCUUCUUGUCAAUGUACAGAUUUCAUUGUUCCGGGGAGCCUCCGUCACAAGAAGGUCCUAGUAGCUGUCUCUCGAUGAGAAGGAUGAACUUCGACUCCUCGAGACAAUGGCGCAAUGUACUUGUCGAGCUUUGUGGACUAAUGAAAAAGCAAAAAGCAUAUGGCGCAAUUGCGAUUGCUAUUUGCCUUAUGGAUGGUUGUCAAAAGAAGUUUGCAGUCUUCCAAGCUAGUAAAUAUAGUAUAACAUUAUGUUGUACGUUGCCAACAUAUCAUAUUCGUUCUGAGCAGCUCAUAUCGUAGUCAAUUUGGAUAAUGGUGGUCACAAGUCAUAUGUAGGAUCGUGCGAGGGUGCUUGCUGGUAUUCUAUUUACAAAAUUUCUCACCUUGUUCAUCCACCAGACGCGAAGUUCUCGUGCUGCUAUCCAAUGGCCCCGAGUGUCUGGAAGAUGAUUCUCACAAUUGGGUUGUGAACAUCAUAUUCAGAGUUGUAAAUUAACCAAACCAUCUUCGUUUGGUUAGACCAGAUUCUGUUUUGUACAAGCAGCAAACUUAUAUGAAGUAAACGUUAUGUUGACAUCUAUUAUAGUAUUAUUAUUAGUACCAU
Messenger RNA from Linum tenue, 2365 nucleotides. Lineage: Eukaryota; Viridiplantae; Streptophyta; Magnoliopsida; Malpighiales; Linaceae. The record is from the annotation of a GenBank genome assembly.